Rosa rugosa (rugosa rose) is the source of this 2172-nucleotide messenger RNA. RefSeq lists its product as uncharacterized. The transcript is spliced from 2 exons. NCBI's taxonomy places the organism in Eukaryota, Viridiplantae, Streptophyta, Magnoliopsida, Rosales, Rosaceae. Bases 1 to 2172 code for a protein of 723 amino acids. Gene Ontology annotation, molecular function: nucleic acid binding; zinc ion binding. The record is from RefSeq and is a predicted model, not a curated record.
AUGGAACAUUCACGUGAUAGGGUUGCUGGGGGAUCUAUAAAUAGUCCUCCAUGGUUCGAAGGUGGAUGUGAAAAAUAUACUCAAUGGAAAAUUUACAUGAAGUCAUACCUCUAUGCUCAAGAUGAACACGUGUGGAACAUCGUAGAAAAUGGCUGGAAUGUACCUAUGGCAAAAGCAAAAGAAGAAGGCUCUUCCACUGCCACUCCCAAACCAAGGAAGGACUGGACUGAGGAAGAAGUUCGUGACUUGCAAGCAGAUUUCAAGGCUAAGAACAGCAUCUUCGCAGCCCUAUCGGAGCGAGAAAAACUGAGGAUAAGUCAUUGUGAUACUGCCAAGCAGGCAUGGGAUCUCCUACAGACUACCUACGAAGGAAAUAAAAAGGUACGUGCACAGAAACUGCAAGCACUAAUUUUUGAAUUCGAAACCAUGACCAUGGCAGAUGAUGAAACCGUGGACGACUUCCAUGGUAGAAUUCUUAAGAUUUCCUGUCAGUGUCGCAGUCUAGGAGCACCUUUUGAUGAAGAUAAAAUAGUCAAAAAGAUACUCAGGGCUCUGCCAGAAAAAUUUCACUCAAAAGUCACUAGCAUAGAGGACUCUUUUGAUAUAGAUGAUUAUCCACUUGAUGAGCUCAUCGGAAAUUUGAAAACCUAUGAGAUGAGGUUAAAACCUGAGAAGAAAAACAAGGGUGUAGCUUUCAAAGCUGUGAAAGAAAUUGAAGAGGAAGAAGGAUCGCUGGACCUAGCUCUACUGACAAAGGAAUUCAAAAAAUUUCUCAAAAGCAAGAACUCCUCUAAAAACGCAAAUGCUCCCAGAAGGAAUAACUAUACUGGCAAUGGUAGCAACAAUGACUACAAUGGUAAGAGUGGAAGAGGAAGCUUCAAAGGAAAUCAAUCAGGAAAACCAAAGUGCUAUGAAUGUGGUGGUUUUGGUCAUAUAUCUACUGACUGUGGAAAUAGGAAGCUUGGAAACAGCAACAACAAGUCUCUCCUUUCAACUUGGAGUGAUGAUGAAUCUCAAGAAAUUGAAAAUGUGGCCCUUGUAUCAUCACUGUUGCCUGAUUCUGAAAGUGACGAGUAUUUCUCUGAUGAUGAUGAAACAAAUGUCCGCUGCAAACAACUCUACAAAGCUUCAAAGGCUACUCUGAUUAGAAACUUGAGCUUGGAAAAAGAAGUAGACUUCCUGAGAACUAAAAAAGAAAAGGUGGAGCAUCUAUUCGAAUCCUCACAAUCUGCAUGGAAGUUGGAGAAAAGCAAAUUCUUGAGUGAAUCAGCAGAUCCACAAAGUGACCAAGAGAUACUGACGUGGAAGACUGAAAAGAAUGAGUUUCUCAACAGGAUCAAACUACUAGAGCUGGAUGUUAAAGGACAAAGAGCCUUGAACUUGGAAUUGUUGGCGAAAAAUGAGUCUCUUCAACACGAGUUAAAAUUAACUCAAGAAAGAUACAUCAAGUUCAAUAUCAGUUCCACUUCCAUGUCCAAGUUGCUCGGAUCAGGAAAAGCUCCUCAUGAUACAUGUGGGCUAGGAUACACUGGAGAAAAUUCCAAAAGCACCAAGUUCGUACGAGCCUCAAAACCAUCUGUAGAGCAGAAAGAUGUCUCCAUUGAUGAUCAUGUCAAUAAUAUAAAGGAAGACAGUGGUUGCUCAAGACACAUGACUGGAGACAAAACCUGGUUUACUUCAUUUGAGGAUGAAAAUACCACUAGAUCAGUCACGUUUGGAGAUGGGAGGAAAGCUAACAUUCUAGAUCGAGGUACAGUAAACACUCCAGGUAUACCUAACCUUAAAAAUGUGUUAUUCGUUGAAGGAUUAACUGCAAAUUUGAUUAGCGUCAGCCAUUUGGCUGACGACUAUGAAGAUGUCUGGUUUAACAAACAGAGAUGUUUGGUCCUAAAUCAGAAAGGAGAAAGUAUCAUGGGAGGUAAGAGAUCUGUCGAUAACUGUUACCACAUUCAAGCUAAUGAAUCUUCUAGUUUGCAGUCUUGUUUGUCUGUUAAAUCCACAGAGGAAACCUUUGAAAUUUGGCACAGAAAGAUGGGACAUGUCAACUAUCAGGACUUGCUGAAAUUAUCUUCCAAACAAUGUGUCCGAGGAUUGCCAAAUUUAAAAGGUAAAACUGACAAGAUGUGUGGAGACUGCAAGGUGGAAAGCAAACUAAGGCACCUCACAGAGUGA